UCUUCGUCUUCCUCCCCCACCCUUCUUCUUCUUCCCUCUUGAUUCUUCUACCCCUCCCCCGAUUUCUCGCUGUCAGAUUCACCCCUUUUUUUCUCCAAUCUCGCUCUCCCUAGAUUCCGGAAUAAUCCGCACAAGGCUUGGCUUAGUAAUCGUCCGCCAUGAGUUCCAAUACGGCGUCGUCCAGCGCGGGGGUAGCCGGAUCGGGAGAUUCUUCCGCCGCCAGGAAGAAUUCGAAGCGACCCAAGUAUUCCAAGUUCACACAGCAGGAGCUUCCAGCUUGCAAGCCCAUUCUCACACCUGGUUGGGUCAUUUCGACAUUUUUGAUAGUCAGUGUUAUCUUUAUUCCCCUUGGUGUUAUCUCCCUUUUCGCUUCUCAGGAUGUUGUGGAGAUCGUUGAUCGGUAUGAUACUGAGUGCAUUCCGACACCUGCUAGGACUAACAAGAUUGCAUAUAUUCAAGGAGGUGGAGAUAAAGUCUGCACCCGAGAACUUAAAGUGCCAAAGCGUAUGAAGCAGCCUGUCUAUGUUUAUUACCAGCUUGAGAACUUCUACCAGAAUCACCGAAGGUAUGUAAAAAGCCGAAGUGAUUCACAGUUGAGAAGUCCAAAAUACGAGAAUCAAAUAAGCGCAUGCAAGCCUGAGGAUGAUGUUGGUGGGCAGCCAAUUGUGCCGUGCGGUCUAAUUGCUUGGAGUCUUUUUAAUGACACCUAUGCAUUAUCAAGAAACAAUGUAAGCCUAGCUGUAAACAAAAAAGGCAUUGCAUGGAACAGUGACAAGGAACACAAGUUUGGGAACAAGGUCUUCCCCAAGAAUUUUCAGAAGGGGAAUCUCACAGGUGGUGCUACUUUAGAUCCAAAAAUACCGCUUAGUGAACAAGAAGAUCUCAUCGUGUGGAUGAGAACCGCAGCAUUGCCAACAUUUAGAAAACUUUACGGAAAGAUAGAGUCUGACCUCGAGAUGGGUGACACCAUACAUGUUACACUGAAUAACAACUACAACACUUACAGUUUCAAUGGGAAGAAGAAGCUUGUUUUGUCAACCACGAGUUGGCUGGGUGGGAAGAACGAUUUCCUCGGUAUUGCUUACCUGACAGUCGGCGGAAUUUGUUUCUUUUUGGCCCUCGCAUUUACCAUCAUGUACCUUGUGAAACCCAGGCGACUUGGAGAUCCAUCAUACUUGUCAUGGAAUAGAAAUCCCGGAGGUAGGUAAUAUAACAAACAAGCUUGGAGAGGGAGGAAGAGAGAGAGAGAGAGAGAGAGAGAGAGAGAGAGAGAGAGAGAGAGAGAGAGAGAGAGAGAGAGAACUCUAAUCUGCGUGUGUAAAUCUUAUCCAUCCAUGUUUACAUACAAUGUAAUCCUUGCUUGCAAAAUAGUUUCUUCGGUGAGAGCUUAAACAUAAACUCCACAUAAUA
Messenger RNA from Camelina sativa (false flax), 1410 nucleotides. RefSeq names its product ALA-interacting subunit 3. Gene Ontology annotation, cellular component: plasma membrane; Golgi apparatus; endoplasmic reticulum. The record is from RefSeq and is a predicted model, not a curated record. NCBI's taxonomy places the organism in Eukaryota, Viridiplantae, Streptophyta, Magnoliopsida, Brassicales, Brassicaceae.